GUAGUACCGGAGAGCGCGGUGGCGUGUGGCUGUCAGUUCAGAUGAACACGCGUGUGGACGAGGCCGACCUGUGCCCCGCUAGGAGACACUCUGUCCGGGGGCAAAGUGUAGGCUACACCCCGGGGCUCGUAUCCAUCUUCAGCGGUGCGCCUCAGAGCUUUAUCCGGGAGACAGUGAGUUGUCACGGGUCUGGAGCGGUCCGGACGGGCGGCAUGUAGCGUGACUGCCUGCUUCUCAUAACCUCCUCCUCUUCCUGCACUAAUCCCCCUGACAGUUACGCCAUGGGUGGGAGUCUGGGCUGCCACCGCUCCAUCCCCAGGGAUCCCACAGACUUCAGCUCAGGCAAGCGCAAAUACAGCGCCGUAUGCAACUUCAGCCACAUCAUGGUGAACCAAGAACGCCUCAACAUCAACACGGCCACAGAAGAAGAGCUCAUGACCUUACCAGGAGUCAACCGCCUCGUAGCUCAAAACAUUGUUGAAUACCGGGACUGUAUAGGCGGCUUCAAGAAAGUGGAAGACUUGGCUUUGGUUAGCGGGGUUGGCGCUACCAAACUUGAAGCUAUUAAACUUGAAAUUUGCGUGUCAAGCCGGACAAGUUCAUCACAACAUUCACCAUCUUCAAUCCGAAAAGACUUUGACUAUCAAUCAUGCAAUGGGAUCAAUAUCAACACAGCUACACCGGCGCAACUUAUGAGCAUCAAAGGCAUCACGGAAAAAAUCGCAAAGAACAUUAUCGCUUUUCGAACGGAGAGCGGUCCAUUUAAAACUAUUGAAGAUCUCGUAAGGGUCGACAAUAUCAACAGCUCGCUACUGGAUAAAAUCCGCUCACAGGUUUAUGUUCAGCGAUCCCGGGCGGCGUCCACGAACACGAAUGGCGGGCUUACGUACACUACAAAGUCUCACCCAAGUCCAACAUCUUUCAGCCUGAAAAGCGAUGACCUAGAGCUACCACCGGGAGGACCCACCCAGAUCCCAUCGUUCAGGCCCAAAGUGGAGCCUCCGUCCCGGGUGAGGGAGGGCAAGCCUUUGGUGCGAGUGGCUACAUGGAGUCUGCAGGCGUGCUCCAGUGACAAGGCCAACAACCCCGGGGUCAGGGAGGUGGUGUGCAUGACUCUGCUGGAGAACGACAUCAAGUUACUGGCUGUCCAGGACCUGUUGGACCGGGAUGCACUGGAUAAGUUCUGUGUAGAGCUGAACCAGGCGAGUCUGCCCAGUGUGCGCCAAUGGAAGAGUCCCCGUGGGCUGUGGAAGUGUGUGGUGUCAGACAGAGCUACAGGACCCUCCUCCAAGGGGAGGAGUUUCUGUGGGUUCAUGUGGGACAGCUCCUCUGGGAUAGACCUGAAGGAAGCUACCAUUUUGGAGUCUGCGGUCGUCAACGGCAACAGCGGGAACCAUGGCCAGCUGGGACUCUACAAGGCCCUGUUCACUGUGGGGUCCUAUGAGCUCAAGCUGGUAAAUGUGCACAUGCAGACGACUCAUGCAGAGAAUGGAACAAAUGGCACCAACGGGAAGAAUGGACACUGUGAUGAAAACAAACACCACCGACUGUCCCCUGGCAUCCUGGAGACUCUCAAAGCUGAGAAGGAGCUGGUGGUGUUGGGUGACUUCGGAUGCCCCCCUCAGGCCUCAGAGCUGGACAUUCUGAGGAAGGAGAAGUUCUGCCCUCUGGUGGCCUCCUCGCAGUACACCAACAUCAGCACACGCUCUCCACAGGGAACACGCUCCCUGGACAACAUCUGGAUCAGCAAGGCCUUGAAGAAGAUCUACACCGGUCAGUGUACGGUGGUGCGUGAGGGUAUGACCAAUCCCUGGAUCCCUGAUAACUGGUCCUGGGGGGGCGUGGCUUCUGACCACUGUCCCAUUGUGGCCGAGCUCUACUUGGACCUUCCCUUCAAAGAGCUGCCCCGCCCCGGAGUCACUGUGGACCGAGGGGAGGAACUAUCCAAACACGAGCGAUGACAUCACAAACACUGGACGCCGACAUGACUGCUGCUUGUUAGUGAAUGUGAAUGAGGUUGUGUAUUUAGAGAUGGUUGUGGUAAGUUAUAGAGCCAUAUUUGAAGAGACUGUAAAAUAUAAUGUAAUACUAAAACGGACGAUAUGAAGAGAAAUGUGCCAAACAUUUUCUAAAGAUAUGAAUAAAUAAAUAUACUUGCUUUGA
Molecule: messenger RNA, 2163 nt
Organism: Periophthalmus magnuspinnatus
Lineage: Eukaryota; Metazoa; Chordata; Actinopteri; Gobiiformes; Gobiidae
Gene: eepd1
Product: endonuclease/exonuclease/phosphatase family domain containing 1
Exons: 8
Coding region: 282-1961 (559 amino acids)
Biological process (GO): DNA repair
Cellular component (GO): plasma membrane
Molecular function (GO): DNA binding
Source: RefSeq, a predicted model, not a curated record